CACAACUUCAACUCUCGUUGCCCCAUCCUCUUGUCCAAUCCUUUAAUUUAGGUCGUGUGCAAACACCCCAAUCUCUCACAAUGGCCGGCCUCGCAAACGUUAUCUACUCGACCUUCAUGCGCAAGAACACUGUUCUCCUGACCACUGCUUUUGCCGGCGCCUUCGCUUUUGAGCUUGCCUUCGAUAUUACCUCCAACAAGGUCUGGGACAGCUGGAACCAGGGCCGCCAAUGGAAGGACAUCAAGCACCGUUAUAUGGUUAAGGAGGAGGAUGACGAGUAAACGGACUUGCCGAAAGUGAUGUUUGGUAUAUUUUACCGCCG
This is a messenger RNA of Penicillium robsamsonii, 322 nucleotides long. Its product is annotated as cytochrome b-c1 complex subunit 9. Gene Ontology annotation, biological process: mitochondrial electron transport, ubiquinol to cytochrome c. Bases 81 to 281 code for a protein of 66 amino acids. Lineage: Eukaryota; Fungi; Ascomycota; Eurotiomycetes; Eurotiales; Aspergillaceae. The record is from RefSeq and is a predicted model, not a curated record. The transcript is spliced from 5 exons.